UCUGCAUGCAAUCGAAUGUAUUUAGUCAGAGUUGUGAUUCAGACUCUCCUGCCUUUGCAGCCGCCACUGGUCCAGGCCAUCUUCAGCGGCGACCCGGAGGAGAUCCGCAUGCUCAUCCACAAGACGGAAGACGUGAAUGCUCUGGACUCGGAGAAGCGCACUCCGCUGCACGUGGCCGCGUUCCUGGGAGAUGCCGAGAUCAUCGAGCUCCUGAUCCUUUCAGGAGCUCGUGUAAAUGCCAAGGACAACAUGUGGCUGACCCCGCUGCACCGGGCCGUGGCCUCCAGGAGUGAGGAGGCAGUGCAAGUAUUGAUUAAGCACUCGGCUGAUGUCAACGCGAGGGACAAGAACUGGCAGACCCCGCUGCACGUAGCCGCCGCCAACAAGGCCGUGAGGUGUGCAGAAGUGAUCAUUCCCCUGCUGAGCAGCGUCAACGUCUCCGACCGCGGCGGCCGCACAGCCCUGCACCACGCCGCUCUCAACGGCCACGUGGAGAUGGUCAACCUACUCCUGGCCAAAGGGGCGAACAUCAACGCCUUUGACAAGAAGGACCGGCGGGCCCUGCACUGGGCAGCAUACAUGGGUAAGUGGUCCAUGGAUGGGAGGCAAGUGCACGUGACCUUCAUGCGGGAAGCCAGGGGUCUCUCACUGACCUCACAGGUUCUUUCUCGGGCAAGUCUGACCUCUUUUCCCGCUUGGGAUUCAGCUGGAUUGAGAUUUGGUCCGUUUUCCUGGCAGAUGGUCAACCUACUCCUGGCCAAAGGGGCGAACAUCAACGCCUUUGACAAGAAGGACCGGCGGGCCCUGCACUGGGCAGCAUACAUGGAUGAGUUCACUGUUUGUCACACCCCCUUUCUGCUGCUCUUUACCUCCGGUGACAAGUAUUUCCAGGAUGACCACGAUGGGCAGAUCGAUGAAAUCAACGUCUAUGGGAACACAGCGCUCCACCUGGCCUGCUACAACGGGCAGGACGCUGUAGUCAACGAGCUGACCGACUACGGUGCUAACGUGAACCAGCCCAACAACAGUGGCUUCACCCCUUUGCAUUUUGCUGCUGCCUCCACCCACGGUGCUUUGUGUCUUGAGCUGUUAGUCAACAACGGGGCGGAUGUUAACAUCCAGAGUAAAGAUGGCAAAAGCCCGUUGCACAUGACAGCCGUCCACGGCAGGUUCACACGCUCGCAGACCCUCAUUCAGAACGGAGGAGAAAUCGACUGCGUGGAUAAGGAUGGCAACACUCCUCUCCACGUGGCUGCAAGAUACGGCCACGAGCUUUUGAUUAACACCCUAAUCACCAGCGGAGCGGACACAGCCAAGUGUGGGAUCCAUAGCAUGUUCCCCUUACACUUAGCUGCCCUAAACGCUCACUCCGACUGCUGCCGGAAGCUGUUGUCGUCGGGCUUUGAAAUAGACACCCCAGAUAAAUUCGGAAGAACGUGCCUUCAUGCCGCUGCUGCAGGAGGUAACGUGGAAUGUAUAAAACUCUUGCAGAGCAGUGGAGCGGAUUUCCACAAAAAGGACAAGUGUGGGAGGACCCCUUUGCACUAUGCAGCUGCGAACUGCCACUUCCACUGCAUCGAGGUCUUAGUGACCACGGGGGCCAACGUGAACGAGACCGAUGACUGGGGCCGGACAGCUCUGCACUACGCCGCGGCUUCCGACAUGGACAGAAAUAAGACCACCUUAGGAAAUGCCCACGAAAACUCAGAGGAACUCGAAAGUGCCCGCGAGGUGAAGGAGAAAGAGGCUGCGCUAUGCCUCGAGUUUCUGCUUCAAAAUGACGCCAACCCAUCUCUCCGGGACAAGGAAGGCUACAAUAGCAUCCACUACGCGGCUGCCUACGGCCACAGGCAGUGUCUGGAAUUGCUUUUGGAAAGAACCAACGGUGGUUUUGAAGAAUCAGAUCCGGGUGCUACCAAGAGUCCGCUCCACUUGGCUGCCUACAACGGGCACCACCAGGCCCUGGAAGUGCUCCUGCAGUCCCUGGUGGACCUGGACAUCCGGGACGAGAAGGGCCGCACCGCUCUGGACCUGGCUGCCUUCAAGGGCCACACGGAAUGCGUGGAAGCGCUGAUCAACCAGGGCGCGUCCAUCUUUGUGAAAGACGAUGUCACCAAAAGGACCCCACUUCACGCCUCAGUGAUUAAUGGUCACACCCUGUGUUUGCGGCUGUUACUAGAAAUCGCAGACAACCCGGAAGUGGUUGACGUGAAAGAUGCCAAAGGACAAACCCCACUGAUGCUGGCAGUAGCAUAUGGACACAUUGAUGCUGUCUCAUUGUUACUUGAAAAGGAAGCAAAUGUAGAUGCUGUUGACAUCAUGGGAUGCACAGCUUUGCACAGAGGGAUCAUGUCGGGUCAUGAGGAAUGUGUGCAGAUGCUGCUGGAGGAAGAAGUCUCAAUUCUCUGCAAAGAUGCCAGAGGGAGGACCCCCUUGCACUACGCCGCAGCCCGCGGCCACGCCACAUGGCUGAGCGAGCUGCUGCAGAUGGCCCUGUCGGAGGAAGACUGCUGUUUCAAGGACAACCAGGGCUACACGCCGCUGCACUGGGCUUGCUACAAUGGUAAUGAAAACUGUAUAGAGGUACUUUUGGAGCAGAAAUGUUUUCGCGAAUUUAUCGGCAAUCCCUUUACUCCACUGCACUGUGCGAUAAUAAAUGCCCAUGAGAAUUGUGCGUCACUGCUGCUGGGGGCCAUAGAUUCCAGCAUUGUCAAUUGCAGGGACGACAAGGGCAGGACGCCGCUGCACGCCGCAGCCUUUGCUGACCACGUGGAGUGCCUGCAGCUCCUGCUGAGACACAGCGCCCAGGUGAACGCGGCCGACGACACGGGCAAGACGGCGCUGAUGAUGGCCGCGGAGAACGGGCAGGCGGGCGCCGUGGACAUUCUGGUGAACAGCGCGCAGGCUGACCUGUCUGUGAAGGACAAGGACUUGAACACACCCUUGCAUUUGGCGUGUAGUAAAGGUCAUGAAAAAUGUGCCUUGUUAAUACUUGACAAGAUACAAGACGAGAGCCUUAUUAAUGCCAAAAACAAUGCACUGCAGACGCCCCUGCACGUCGCUGCGCGCAAUGGCCUGAAGGCCGUGGUGGAGGAGCUGCUGGCCAAAGGGGCCUGCGUCCUCGCUGUCGAUGAGAACGCUUCUAGGGCCAACGGACCCCGCCCCGCCCCGGGAAUAGCUGUACAAAAAGAAGAAUGAGACUCUUCCAGAACCAUUCACACACACACGUGCACACACAUGUAUAUAGUUCUGUCUGUGUCUCAUCAACCAGCUCUACAGGAGGACCAAAAUGCUUCCGUCGAGGAUGGAAAACUUCACUGGUGUUUCUUCGCAGUGAAAGUGAGAACUGAAGUAGCUUUUCUAUGGAGUUAAAAUGGAAUCUUUUUGCGUAAGAGUCUUCGUUGUAUUUUAUAUUUCUUAUGACAGAGAUUUCCAGUGGAUGGCUUACCAUUUGUAAUGGAUGAUGUGUUGACCAUGGCUUAUUUUUUUUUUGCCCGACUAGAGAAAAUGUUCAUAAACUUUUGAUGUAAAUGUGUUUAUAUUUAUUGGAAAUGAAACAGAUGCCGAGGGAGCGUCCUUUGUUCGUUCUCCCUUUUCAUUGCUGUGUGUCUUACUUGGAAAAACAAAAAAGCAGAAAAACACACAGGGCCCUCCCUGGGCCAACCAGCAGCCCUGGACCAGCCAGCAGCCCUGGGCCACGCCCGGCAUUUCCACUGCUAAGGUCUCAGCGGAUCCUCAUGAUCUCCCAUGUGGAUUGGAGAGGGCACAGCACCCAUCACUCAGCCCCAGUCUGUGGCCAACCUAGAGCUUAGAAGACAUUGGAGUCCUUCUGCUCUUCUGCCAGAUGAACCUGAAGCGCGUUGUGGAUCAUAUGCACAGACGUGGCCAAAAGAAAAGUCCAGAAAUGAUCUCAAAUGCACUGAAAUCCCACGUGGUCCCAGUAAACUCCUGGGAAACUGCUUCAGUGGGUGGACACUUGUGCCAAGAGAAGAAAUAACAAUCACCAGCUCGCGCUAUUCCCAAUGGGGGAAGGAAGCGUUGUGUGAGGGGAGUACUAACCAUCUGAUAACUGGGUCCCUUUCACCCUGGAAAUGGCAGUCUCAUCGUGUAUGUGAGGUAUUUUUACAACAGCGUUCGACCGUAUCUGGAUCAAAUACAGGUUCUGUAUUCUGUUUCUCAUCUAACUGCAAGAGACUUAGUCUCGCUCUUUUAAUACCCGGAUUGAAUGAGACGCUCACGUUGGGUUCUUCACGGAGGAGAGCUGUCCAGAGGACUUCCGACAUUGUGUUUGCAUUCCCCUCCUUCCUCUGUCCUUUUUGUUUGUUUAGAGAAGGUGAAUUUUUUUGCAGGAGGUAAAUUGCUCAUGAGUAAUAAUGACCUCAUCAUUGCCAAAACCCUGAGCAUGAGAGCGAGCCAAUGCUGAGAAGCACGAUACACCGCGGCGGCUUUUUCUAGAAGUGAAUGGAAAUCUUGCUCCGUUGGCGUAGAAAGCAGGCAAAGAGACGGCCGCUUCAGUGGUGGCGCAGCAAUGACAUUGCCCCGGGGAGCCUCACAGAGGGCAGGAGCGCUGCAGCAGGAUGCAGGCCUGGGCCUUAUCUCCGCGGAGCUGCUUUGGACUCCCCCUACCCCUUCCUCACAGAAAGAAGGCGGACAAAGGAGCAACAUGAAGUCAUGCUUACUCUGAACUGUUCAUUGAAUCCAUCUCUCCCCCGCCCCCUUCCCCUGGCCAAUUCUUUUCCUUUGAGAAAUGACUUUAAAAACUCUGAGUUCUGUAUCUGUCAAGUACAUCUCUUAGAGAUAACAUUAGAUUUGCAGCAUAGCUUUCUAAGAAAAAAACAUAACAGAAAACAUUGUGCUUUUCAUCGAGUCUUAGCUGGUUCGUGCUUUUUACCUACCUGUGUUCUUUUUAGACUCGAUUUUAACCACAGCCACAGGGAUCACGUUUCAUUGCACUUCACCUGUUCGCCAGUGUCUGCCUGUCCGUGGUAAAUACAUUACUGUCUCCACAUUGCCUAAAAUCUGCUACGAUUCUACAGUAAAUAGCUCAGGGGAUUUCUAUGUAUCACUACUAAAAGGGCACCAUAGUAUGUUUUGGUACUUUAGGCAGUACACAGCUGCUUGAUUUAUUAUUUUGUUAUUAAAUUAGAGCAAGAACAGCACAUGGAUUCGCUGCACUAGCUAUGCUUUGUACUGUUGAGCAACUCGGUUUGCUUGUCUGUUGCGUUGGUUGAAGAACUCAUCCCCCUUUUUUCCCUUUUGUCUUGUACUAUGAAGGUAGAGUGCCUUUUUAUAUCUGUAUAUUCUGAAAAUGUUCUGUGAAAUGUUUUGUAUUUUUUUCACUUGAGUGUUAUCAGAGCAAUAUAAUACCAGUGAGUUUUCAUUUCAGCCUUUCUUUGAAUGUAUAAAGUGUCUUUUUUUUUUUCCUAGUUCCCCUUUUCCCUGCUUUGAAAUGGAAAUGGAUAAGCCGAAGUGUUCUCUAGGAGUUCUCUUUGAUUUUGCAGUGCUAAAAUGCUUUCUUCUUACCAAACCGUAAACCAUAGGUCAGUGUUAUAGGGGGAAAGCGUUUCAAGAUAGUGACAAUCUGAGUGUGUGUACACAAUGUAAUUCUACGCGUUCCUUAUGCAGUGUUCUAAAAGCUCAAUGCAAGUAUAUUUGGGUUGGUAGUGUGUCUCCAUGUUUUAUGCUUUAGCAUGUGCAAUAUAUCUUUGCGAAGCACGAUGAUACAAAUCUGGUGCCAGUGUUCUAUUUUGCCUAAUAUAUUUGUAACAGCAUAAAAUAUUGUUUGAUGAUUUCAGUGGGAUUUUGUCUGUAAUGUUUUCUUAUGUAAAUUGAGGUUGAAUGACUCUGGUAAAUGCCAUGAUUGUAAAAAUGAGGAAAAUGACUGAGUUCAGUGAAUGACUUUGAACCAAUCUGAAUCUUCUCAAGCACAGUUUAAUACUUUUUCAACUACUGAAUGCUAAUAAUGUAAUGACGUACUUAACUGUAAUAUACUAUGGACAUGCAUUCAGAUGGUUAUUUUUACAAAUAAAGACGGUACAAAUAUUGUUGC
Molecule: messenger RNA, 6049 nt
Organism: Myotis brandtii (Brandt's bat)
Lineage: Eukaryota; Metazoa; Chordata; Mammalia; Chiroptera; Vespertilionidae
Gene: ANKRD44
Product: ankyrin repeat domain 44
Exons: 29
Coding region: 16-3198 (1060 amino acids)
Molecular function (GO): protein binding
Source: RefSeq, a predicted model, not a curated record